AUGGAGGGCAUUGAGCGUACGACGGAGAAGUCAUCAUCAAAGGCUUCUGGCAGCAAGCGCGGUACCCCUAACAAGCGAUGGAAGGCUGAAUAUGAUAGCUUCUUGAUCCCAAUUCUGCUGGAACAAGUACGAAAAAGGCUGAAAUGUGACAAAUCAUUCAAACGAGUAGCAUUUGUCUUUGCUGCUGUUGUUGUAAAUGCUAGGUUUAAUACUGAAUUCAGUGUAGAGAACAUUAAAAAUCAUUAUCGAACUUUGAAAUCACGGUACGCGGAGAUAAAGAAAGUGAGAGAACUCAGUGGUGUCGGAUGGGAUGAUGCCACGAAGACCAUCACCCUUGAUCCCGUGGUUGCCUUAACAUACAUCGAGGCACACCCGGCAGCAAAGGCUUUCAUAAACAAACCAAUUGAGCAUUAUGAGUCAUUGCGGGUUAUAUGUGGGGAGGACAAUGCAACGGGCGUGUACGCGACGUCUGUGUUCGCUGAUUUGGGAGAAAACUCAGAACACGAAGGCAAUAAUAACAACAACUUUGAUGAAGAACCAAUAGAACAACCAAGUGAUGAUGUUGCUGAUGCGAACUCUGCCCCACCUACUGUGAGCAGCCCUGCAACCUCAUCAACACCAAGGUCUCAAUGCUCAAGUAGGGGUUCAAAAAAUCCUUCAAUAAUGGGUGAUCUAAUUGUUGUGGUGGGAGAAAUGGCAUCUGCUAUUAAAAACCCCACACACUGGACAGAAAGCUUGUAUGCCAAGGUUAUGGAGGUUGAUGGUUUUGAAAAGAAGGAACUUGUUCAGGUGUUUGAUUUUCUGCAAUUCCGUGAGAUUGAGGCAAGAGGCUUCAUGGUGAAGGACAUGGACCUGAGGAAGGAUUGGAUAGAAACUUUUCUAUCCAGGAUGUUGCAUCAUAUUAUUGCAGAGGUCGCUCGGAAGGACAUGAGGAAGAGAGGAGUAGUGCUUGCUUGGAAGAAAUCUUUGCUGAUUGUGCUGAGAAUGUUCUUCUUCUCUCGAUCGUCUGAGAAUGAGUUCAAUCUCUCUGUAUAA
Messenger RNA from Dioscorea cayenensis subsp. rotundata (Guinea yam), 1035 nucleotides. RefSeq lists its product as uncharacterized. Bases 1 to 1035 code for a protein of 344 amino acids. The record is from RefSeq and is a predicted model, not a curated record. The transcript is spliced from 4 exons. Lineage: Eukaryota; Viridiplantae; Streptophyta; Magnoliopsida; Dioscoreales; Dioscoreaceae.